AUGGCGUCGGUCCCAAAUCCAAGAAAGCGACAGAAGAGCCAUCCACAUCCAUAUCUGAGUGGGAAUUUUGCUCCGAUCCAGCAAGUUCAACCUCUUACCCCUUGUCAGUUUUCGGGAACAAUACCAGAAGAGCUAUGGGGAGGUGAAUAUGUCCGAAAUGGAGGCAAUCCUGUGUCCAACGAGGAUCUUGGGAGAGACGCCCAUUGGUUUGAUGGCGACGGCAUGCUCAGUGGAGUAUCCUUCACCCGGACACAUGGUGGUGUGCAGCCAGAGUUUGUCAAUCAAUACAUUUUGACCGACGUCUACCUCUCUUCCAUUACUUCGAGGCACCUGCGAACCCCGAUUUUACCUAGUAUCGCCACUCUGGUGAACCCACUUGCGUCCUUUUUCAAGAUCUUCAUCGUCGUUUUUCGCACCAUAUUACUCGUCAUCCUAUCACGCCUCCCUGGAUCUCUCCAAGCACUGGAGAGGAUCAGCGUGGCGAAUACUGGGAUUCUUUUCCACGAUGGCAGGGCACUUGCUACUUGUGAGUCGGGCCCGCCAAUGCGCGUCUCACUUCCAGGGCUGGAAACUAUUGGCUGGUACAAUGGGAAAAGGGCAGAGGGAGAAUAUGGUGGAGAGCAUGGUUCUGGUUUUGGAGGCGACGGACUGACUGGGUUCAUGAAAGAAUGGACUACAGCCCAUCCACGUGUUGACUUGAGGUCAGGAGAGAUGAUUCUCUUCCACUCUACGUUUAUUCCCCCGUACAUCCAUUACUCGAUUAUUCCUGCCACACGCUCGCCCACUAGUCCGCCAACGCCUUUCGAGACACCGACAAGACUUCUGAAUGCCCCCAUACUCGGGAUUUCAUCGGCGAAAAUGAUGCACGACUUUGGUGUCUCCUCCAAUCAUACCGUCAUUAUGGAUCUGCCUCUCUCCUUGGACCCAUUAAACUUGAUGAAGAAUAGGCCCACAGUUUCUUACAAUCCUUCCGUCAAGUCCAGGUUUGGAGUUUUCCCCAGACAUCAGCCAGACCUUGUUCGUUGGUUUACGACCGAUCCUUGUUGUAUCUUUCACACAGCAAAUACGUGGGAUGAUCAAGCCAUGGACGGGUUAACCGGCCAACUGACAACACUGGCGGUCAACAUGUUGACUUGUCGGCUCACAUCCGCAUCGUUGGUAUUCUCUGCCGGGGAUAUAGCUGCUCCACAACCUACCAUCAUGGAGGCUGGCCGGGAAGAAGAACAAUGCCGACUCUACUAUUAUCAGUUCUCCCUCGCUGACGCCCACCGCAAUGAGAUCAAUUAUCAAUUCGGGCUGAGCGCUGUUCCGUUUGAAUUCCCCAGUACACGAGAAGACAAAGCGAUGGGAAAAUCCAAGUUUAUCUACGGUUGCUCAACAUCGGAAGGCUCAUUCGGUGCUGCACUCGGCCGGGCCGUGAAGAUCGAUUGCCUGGCCAAGAUUGACGCAGAGACUUUGAUCAAUCGGGGCAUGAAGGAUCCUAGUUUGUGUCCUGUAACGGGGUGUGUAGACACAAGGUCCGUACGUGAGGUGCUCGAGUCAAACAGCGACGACGACCCUAUCAUGAUUUUCCAAUUGCCUCCAGGCUGGUUUGCCCAGGAGCCACGCUUUGUUCCUCGCAAAGAUGCUCAACGGGAAGAUGAUGGUUGGUUGCUGACCUAUGUGUUCGAUGAAUCUCAGCUCGAUUCUUCUGGAGAAUGUCUACCCAAUGCGAAGAGUGAGCUGUGGAUCAUUGAUGCAAGGGACAUGAAAACUAUCGUCGGUAGAGUGGAAUUGACUCAGAGAGUGUCUUACGGCCUGCAUGGGGUAUUUUUCAGUGAGCACCAGGUCAUGUCCCAGCGGUCAGUGGAAACCAUUCGUGCUUUGAAACAUCCUGAGGAGCAAAUUACCCGCAGUUUAUGGGCAAGUGUAAGGGAUCGAGUUGAGCGUGUGGUGGGCUGA
This is a messenger RNA of Exophiala aquamarina CBS 119918, 1941 nucleotides long. RefSeq lists its product as uncharacterized. Lineage: Eukaryota; Fungi; Ascomycota; Eurotiomycetes; Chaetothyriales; Herpotrichiellaceae. The coding region runs from base 1 to 1941 and encodes 646 amino acids. The transcript has a single exon. The record is from RefSeq and is a predicted model, not a curated record. Gene Ontology annotation, biological process: carotene catabolic process. Gene Ontology annotation, molecular function: carotenoid dioxygenase activity.